CAUUGAGUGAUAAUCUCUUUGUUUACGAAAAGCUGGUCGUACACAUUUUUCCAAGUUUCGUCGAAAAGCUGGAUCUUCCAACCAGCCCGGGUAGUGCGACCAGCGACGACCGGAAGCCCCGUCGACUUCACUAUCAGUACUACCGCAAGAUGAACACGAUGCCGAACCAUGCGGAUUUUAUGGAGCUGGGCACGAUUCAUCAGCACCAAUCAAACUGCAAGCAGCACUGCUUCGUAUUUACCGAGAUUGCAGAUAUCGAUCUACCGCCGGAGAUCACAAAAUUCCCGGAGAAAAUAAAGAACGGAAGCAUACACUCGUACAGCAAGAAGGAUGGCAUGUCUCCACCUCCACCGAAGGUUCCGAAAAGCAGACGGUCACGCAAGAUCAUAGCUAUCGUGGCGGGAUUGCUGGUUUGUGUGGCGUUGGCCGCGGGAAUUCCGCUGGGACUGCAGCUGCGAUCGUCGUCACUGCUGGAGGCAAGGUUGGCGUUUAUUCGAAGAUUGCUGGCGGAAUCUCCACUUGUCGAGGGUUACUGGGCCCCGCAGAUGGGUGCGAACUUCAGCAAAAGCUAUGCCGAAGUUCGGAACAGCAUGGUAGGGGCCUUGCUGUGGCCAAUAUCGGUUCCGUGCGCCGCGCAAUAUCUAGACGCCGUUCAGCUGACCCUGGAAGGGAUCGAUGACGCAAGGCGGAUGGUGAAGAAAAAUAAAGAUAUGGUCAUUGUGGAGAGUGCCGACGAAAUGGAGCAGGCUCACACGGAUGGUAAGCUGGCGAUUCUUUUUGGGCUGGAAGGUGGUCACACGCUCGGUUCCAGCUUGGCCGUCCUGCGCUCGAUGUAUUCCCUCGGGGCACGUUUCGUAUCUUUGACGGGCUUGGGCUGCACAACUCCAUGGGCCAGCGCUUCCAUUCGUACGGACUUUUUCGACGAGAAUCUGCCCUCGACGCUGACCAACUUUGGGGAGGUAGUGGUCCAGGAGAUGAACCGGCUAGGGAUGCUCGUGGAAAUCUCGCGCCUUUCCGAACCGGCCAUGAUGGUCGCCCUGAACGUGGCCAAGGCGCCUCUGUUGCUGUCGAACGCGCUGCCCGCUUCGAUGGCGUGCAACGGCUCGACGGCGGCCGUUCCGGAUCACAUUUUAAGCGCUCUCUCGCAAAACGGCGGCGUGUUGAUGCUCAACGUUGAACGGUGCGGAGAAAAGGCAAUGUCGCUAAAGGACGCGAUCGCGGCAAUUAAUUAUAUCCGCGCCAUUGCCGGCGUGGACCACGUGGGACUGAGCGGUUCGCCGAAAAAUUAUCCUCUGCUGCUGGCGGAGCUGGCCCGCGACCGGCUGUGGGGUUCGGCCGCGAUCAAAAAGCUCGUCGGUGGGAAUAUCGUGCGGGUGCUGCGAGAGGUUGAAGUUAGCAAGAAUCGGCUACCCCUGUCGGAGGAUUGGAUCCCGUUGGAGGCUAUCGAAGGAAACGCUUACUGUCGCUACCCGGAAACAUAAGUUUAGUGAUUGUUACCAACAUGUAUCGAUAAAAAGUAUUAUUCUUCCGACACCCGUGUCAGCAGAUUACCUAAUCAGAGUAGAAGUUUCAAGCAGAGUUUACUGAAGCAAAUUAUUAGAGAAAUUGGUGAUUUCAUCAUCUUCCUUGAACAGAUUACAUAAUUAUAUAAAACGAGUAAGGGAAAAGAACCACAAAUAAUAAGCAACCAGAUGAUUAUCCGGAUAUUCCAAGCAGUUUUAAAUGAACAUUACCAUAUCAUCAAAACAUAAUUUCACAAAUUUUAUUUUAGAAAAUGUCUUGUUAUAGGAAAGCAUUUGUCGAACGUUUAUAAAAAUAACAUCCCCUAAAGUUUAGGAAAAGCUUCGCAUUACUGUUGUAAAAUGAAUUCAUGACGAUCAAAUAAAUUAGUAGUAAAGUUUAAA
This is a messenger RNA of Culex pipiens pallens (northern house mosquito), 1904 nucleotides long. Its product is annotated as dipeptidase 3. The coding region runs from base 150 to 1481 and encodes 443 amino acids. The transcript has 4 exons. Gene Ontology annotation, biological process: proteolysis. The record is from RefSeq and is a predicted model, not a curated record. Gene Ontology annotation, molecular function: metallodipeptidase activity. Lineage: Eukaryota; Metazoa; Arthropoda; Insecta; Diptera; Culicidae.